AUGACAGAACCUAAAAAAGAAGCUAUUGAGGCAAUGUCAGAAUGUGGUCUAAGACCAAUGGAGUCUUAUAGGUAUAUGUCAACAGAAACUGGCGGAGACGACUGUGUAGGUCAUACGAUGAUUGAUCAUCUAAACUACUGCUACAAGUUAAAAAUGAAGCAAAUUGAUGGCAAGGAUUCACAAACACUAGUGAACAAACUGUAUGACAUACAAUCAAUAGAUCCCGAGUUCUUUUUCAGAGUAAGACUCAAUGCUGAAGGAAAAGUUGAGUGCCUAUUUUGGAGGGAUUCUAUGAUGAGAGAAGAUUACAAAAUAUAUGGAGAUGUUCUAGUUUUUUAUACUACAUUCAGAACCAAUAAGUACAAUCUCAUAUGUGCUCCAUUUGUUGGUAUCAAUAACCAUUGGAAAAACACAAUGUUUGCUUGUGCUUUCACUGGGGAUGAAACCACAGAAUCUUUCGUUUGGGUGUUUGAAACUUUUCUGAAGGCUAUGGAAGGAAAGCACCCUAUAUCAAUUUUCACUGAUCAAGAUGCAGCUAUUGCUGCUGGAAUAGAACAGGUUUUUCCUUCUUCAAGACACAGGUUAUGCUUGUGGCACUUGAGUAAAAAUGCAAACAGUAGGUUUGGUUUAUUGAAGUCUGAUAAAAACUUCAAAAACGCAUUCUACAAGUGUUUAAGUGGGUGUAUAACACCAAAUGAUUUUGAAGAAACUUGGAAAUCUAUGAUCAACACUUUUAAGCUGGAAAAAGAUGACUGGUUCAACAGAUUGUAUGGUCUUAAAGAAAAAUGGUGUACAGCUUUAAGUAAAGAUUUUUUUUCUGCCGGUAUACUUUCUUCACAAAGAAGUGAAAGUACAAACCAUGCUGUUGGUUUUAAAGCAAAUAAAAGUACAACAUUAACAGAGUUCUAUAGUAUUUUUCAAGCUACAAUAAAUCGAUGGAGAAAAACCGAAGAAAAAGACGACUUUGACUGUACAAGGGGAAUACCAACUUCAGAGCUAAGUAUGAGUGCUAUAUUAAAACAGGCAGCAAAUGUAUACACGAUAACACUUUCCGUGAUUUUGAAGAAGAGUUCAAGCUUUCUGUGGCAAGUAGUACAAUGUUCAAGGGAAGUGUAG
Messenger RNA from Spinacia oleracea (spinach), 1116 nucleotides. Its product is annotated as protein FAR1-RELATED SEQUENCE 5-like. The record is from RefSeq and is a predicted model, not a curated record. NCBI's taxonomy places the organism in Eukaryota, Viridiplantae, Streptophyta, Magnoliopsida, Caryophyllales, Amaranthaceae. The coding region runs from base 1 to 1116 and encodes 371 amino acids. The transcript is spliced from 2 exons.